AUGCCUGGCGGCCGGAGCUUGAGGCGGAGCUGCGAGCUGGUGGUCCCUGAGCAGCCUCCCAGCAGAGAGGAGCACUUCAGGUGCAUAGAAUGUGGGAAGAGCUUCAGGACGAGCACCAACCUCCUGAGGCACCAGCACAUCCACAGUGGGGAACGGCCCUACAAGUGUAGGGAAUGUGGGAAGAGCUUCAGUGACAGCGCCCACCUACUCCGACACCAGGUGAUCCACAGUGGGGAAAAGCCCUACACGUGUGGGAAAUGUGGGAACAGCUUCAGCCAGAAGUCCUGCCUGAUCCGCCACCAGCUCAUCCACACUGGAGAACAACCUUACACCUGUGGGGAAUGUGGGAAGAGCUUCAACCGGAGAUUCAACCUCCGCACUCAUCUGGGCCUGCACUCCAGGGAACGGCCCUACAAGUGCUUGGAAUGUGGGAAGAGCUUCAGCCAGAGCUCUGAUCUGAUCCACCACCAGAAGAUCCACAGUGGGGAACGGCCCUACAAGUGCCCGGAAUGUGGAAAGAGGUUUAGAACCAGCUCCCAUCUCCUCAUGCAUGAGCAGAUACACACGGGGGAGAGGCCCUUCCGCUGCAGCGACUGCGGGAAGGGCUUCAAACGCAACUCCCACCUCGUCAUCCACCGUCGCAUCCACACCGGGGAGAAGCCCUACAAGUGUGACGAGUGUGAGAGGAGCUUCACCAACAGCUCUGCCUUGACCUACCACCAACGGACCCACCAGUAA
This is a messenger RNA of Pseudopipra pipra, 738 nucleotides long. RefSeq names its product zinc finger protein 239-like. NCBI's taxonomy places the organism in Eukaryota, Metazoa, Chordata, Aves, Passeriformes, Pipridae. Gene Ontology annotation, molecular function: RNA polymerase II cis-regulatory region sequence-specific DNA binding; DNA-binding transcription factor activity, RNA polymerase II-specific. The transcript is spliced from 2 exons. Gene Ontology annotation, biological process: regulation of transcription by RNA polymerase II. The coding region runs from base 1 to 738 and encodes 245 amino acids. The record is from RefSeq and is a predicted model, not a curated record.